Molecule: messenger RNA, 1548 nt
Organism: Danaus chrysippus (African queen)
Lineage: Eukaryota; Metazoa; Arthropoda; Insecta; Lepidoptera; Nymphalidae
Source: the annotation of a GenBank genome assembly
AUGCCUGAGCUAAUUGAGCAGAUGUACUGCUCCCAGCAGAUCGUGAUACCGCCGAAGUUUCCAUAUAUAUUGAAAAGAUAUUGCAAAGCGGCAAUAAAAACCCAGCCGUACGAUCUGUUACGUUGGUCGUACGAGUACUUCACGGCUUUAUCAGAACAUAGGCCGCCUCCGGUCAAAUUGAGGCUGGAGUAUCCUAUUUAUAGCACCGAGGGCGGACUUACGAGAGGAUGCUUGAAGGUGCUUGCUAAUCAGACACUCACUCACGAGCCUGACGGUGGGUCAGCAGCCAUACCUGUUCAAGAUUUCCUCAUGAUGUACCGCUUCCUAGCUGCCAUGGAUGCGUCCAAAGAUGUCAAAUAUCUAAACGGAUAUAGAGAGGGGGAAACUCCAAAGACGGAAUCCACUAUGGAGGAAGAAGAACAGGUCACGUUAGAAGUGGUGUCUGAACCAGAUACUGUAUCUGACGAAUAUUGGGGAGAGACGAAGCAAGUCCAGAAACUUAACCUCAUAAAUGACAUGGUCCCUCAAACGACAAGACUCAGUUUGAAAUUAAAUAUGCCGGCUCUUGGAAAGAUAGAGAGAUCUCCGUCUAUGGAGAGAGCGGGACAGAUAGAGAGAGAGAACUAUAUGAGGGAAAGGAAAGGUCGUAUUAUAGAUUUGACUGAUGACAUUUCAUGUCAUUUGAACGUAGUUAAAAAUAAACAAAAGCUUCGACAGAUGAGCGGCGAAGAAAUCCCAGCGCAAGAUAAAAAAGAAAGAAAAGAAGAAAAGACUGAAAAAAAGAAAGAAGGAAUUGAGAUUAUUCUUCACGACGAAGAAGACAAUGAGAUACCUUAUGAGAUAUACGGGGAACAGGCCGCAGAAGAAUUUGCAGAAGAAGAAGAAUCGAAUAUGUUCGGUACAGAAGAAUCAAAAGUUACAGAAGAAAAGAAUAGUGAGACUGAUAGAAUAAAAGAAUUCUUGGACGAAUGUGAAGAAAGACGAUUGGAACGUAUAGCUGAUUUGGAGAAAACCUUCGAAGAAAUAGAAAUUAUUGUGGACAAGUUUAAAUCUGCUAAUUACGAUCUAGGUAUGGUCGCCGGCAGACAGAUGUCUACUACAAGCGGUGAAUUCAUAGUGGCUCAAGUUGAAAAAGAUAUUAUGGAUUACAUAAACGAGCAAAUAGCGAUACUACCGGACCCUGACUUGAAGAAGAAGAAGGCAAAACCAGAGGAAAUAGCGAUGAUUAGGGAACUGGUGGAGAACUAUCUUGACGAGAACAUGGAGGCCAUUGUACCGGAAGUAGAGGAAGUGGAGGAAGAGGAACUACCUAUACCGGAAGUGACAGUGGUUCACGCUGUACCAGGUAUAGGUCCAACUGUAGAUGAAGAUAUUGUACACGAGCUCGAGUAUUACUUGCUCGAUGUGUGUAAGGUGCAGGCUGAUAUGGUGAUGCCUAGGAACAUUAGACACUUUCUUUGCCCGCCGCUGGAGAAAUACAAAGAGCACGAUUAUGAUAAUCUUCCAUCUAAAGAGGAACUGGCGACUGGAGGGGUCAUCACAGAUUAG